Molecule: messenger RNA, 300 nt
Organism: Aspergillus nomiae NRRL 13137
Lineage: Eukaryota; Fungi; Ascomycota; Eurotiomycetes; Eurotiales; Aspergillaceae
Exons: 1
Coding region: 1-300 (99 amino acids)
Source: RefSeq, a predicted model, not a curated record
AUGUGUGCUCGAGGAGGAGGACUGGCGAUCGCACUGUCCAUCGCAAAAGCUAUCUUUCUAAACCUGGCCGACAACAGGAUUCGCUACGAUUUUCCCGACCUAGAUAAGACGGAAUUUCAGAAUUUAACGUCCGGCUCGGGGAGCACUCUUUUGAAAACCCUGACUCCAAACCAGCAACAGCAAGUUCUCGCUGCUAUUGUGUUUGCCAUCAGUCGUGUUUUUAUCAAGUCCAUAGCCUCCGGCUGCCUUUGUCUCAUCCUAUCGCUUUUCGUGGAUCGUACGAAGCAGAAACUCGGUUAG